Paramacrobiotus metropolitanus is the source of this 2208-nucleotide messenger RNA. RefSeq names its product testis-expressed protein 2-like. The record is from RefSeq and is a predicted model, not a curated record. Gene Ontology annotation, molecular function: lipid binding. Gene Ontology annotation, cellular component: endoplasmic reticulum. NCBI's taxonomy places the organism in Eukaryota, Metazoa, Tardigrada, Eutardigrada, Parachela, Macrobiotidae. The transcript has 6 exons. Bases 175 to 1881 code for a protein of 568 amino acids.
UGUGAACAUGUUACGCAGCGCAGAUUCUGGGGGAAAAGUCUACAAAAGCUACAAUUUAUUUUUCCGUAAACGGUGUCUUUUAUUUCCCAUUACUGUGUUCAUUUAAUUACUGUGUUCAUCUGCCAUUAAUUAGUUAAUUGAAUUGUUUGCCGUCGCACCGGCAACGACGCCAGCAUGCCUACCAGCGUCGUAACGGAGAAGCUGUCCGUCUCCUCCACCGUGUCGACCAACGGCAGCGACAGCCCGCGAUUGGGCCAGCGUCCGGCACCCGGGGCCCCUUCGCCCCGCCCCCUGGACGGCGCCCGCCACGUGGAGCACCUGGCGCGCAUCGAGAGCAUCCUGCAGCUGGACAUGGGCCUCUCGCGGGACGACGCGCAGGCUUUUAUCCGCGCCGGCAACGAGCGCGUCUUCGGCAGCCACGACAUCGACCUGGGCGGUGGCUCCUUUAACGGCGGCGCCGCCUUCGUCAAACUGCCGUCCGACGGGGUCGGCGUCUGGAUGAACGAGCUGCGGGAGGACUACGACGAGAAGACGUACACGCCCAACAUCACCAAGUCGGUGCUGGUCAACUUCGAGGGCUCCCGCAUCCGCGUGCGCCGCCCGCAGCGCCGCGUCGUCCCGCUGGCGGAGGUGCACGACGAGAAGGAGGAGAUCCCGGCGGACUUUAUCUGGGCGGAGGAGCGUCUGUACGACGCCCGCAACGCCGACGUCUUUCUGCUGCCGCUGGAGGUCCCCGUCAAGAUCCGCUGGCUGAACCGCUUCCCCAUCGCCGUCAAGCUGAAGCCGCUGCAGCAGCCGCAGGCGGGCGGCGCCCUCAUCGUGGAGAGCCGACCGGAAGUGGACGCCAAGUUCGUGGCUAAGGACGGCAACACGCUCUUCUUCUUCGCGCGCUGCGACCGCGCCAAGGAGGAGAUCUUCUGGCACUUCGUGUCGGCCAGCGGCCAGGUGCCCUUCCCCUUCAAGGUGCCGCGCGUGACGCCCACUCCCGACAUGUCGCCCCUCAACGCGCUGCUGACGCGGAUCGGCGGCGACGUGCUGGUGGACCCGGUGUGGAAGCAGCUGAUCUUCGAGAAGGUGGCGCAGAAGAUCAGCCAGAUCAAGAAGCCCUACUUCCUGGCGGAGAUCCGCAUGACGCACAUGGACAUGGGCGACAGUCUGCCCACUUUAAGUAACGUGUCCCAACGCAUCAAGAUGGACCGCCUGGGGGUGUGGUUCACCAUGGACAUGAGCCUGCAGGGGCCCAUCGUCUCCACCAUCGUCACGCACGUCGACCUGCGCCGCUUCCAGGACCCGGAGCAGGCCAAGGCGGCGGAGUUUAAGCAGGACGGCGAGGUGGCCGGCGCGCCGCGGCUGGAGGAGCGCCAGCGCAUCUUCUACAACACGCUGUCGGGCCUGUACGGCGGCUACGAGCACGAGGAGCUGCAGGAGGACCGCGAGCUGCCCGAGGCCGCCAAGCCCCAGGCGCUCAAGUGGCUGGAGUCCCUCGGCGAGUCCAAGAUCUUCAAGUGGGUCAGCCAGCUCGGCUUCGUGCGCAAGAAGCUGGACGAGCUCAGCAGCACCGACAUCACUGUACUCGCCGUCGUCAAGUCCAUUCGCGGACGACUGGCGCUGAACGUGCCGCCGGCGCCGAGCGACCGGCUGUGGUACGGCUUCCUGCCGGGCACGCAGCUGGACAUCGAGAUCACGCUGAAGGUGGGGGAGACGCGGAUCGAGCUGGAGCCGCUGAGCGAGUACAUCGACACGCAGAUGCGCAGUCUCUUCGCGCAGGUCAUCACGCUGCCCAACAUGGACGACUACUUCCUGCCCUUCGCCAACAGCGCCAUCGACACCCCCGACUACCGCCUCAACAAACUCCGCGAGCUCAUCAUCUCCUACACUUAACGCAUCAACCGGCAUGUUUUCUUCGUGUUUUCUCAUUGCAAGAAUUAACUGUCUUUCCACUACGUAGAGAUAAUAUUAUGUGGGCCGGUGCACCGUAAAGGUCACGCAACACGACACGGCCCAGACGCAGCUUUAUUCGCAAGAACCAGUCGGAUUGGCUUACAGUUGCAUUAAUGCCGCGCACUUCCGGUCGACUUUAAAUAAUCACUAGUGCAUGCAUGAUGCGUCGACCGCUGCGCAAUUAUGCAAAACGCUGAGGAAGCGUACAGAUUAGUGAACAGUUAGGAAUACAGUUAGAAAGCAUGAUGACAAAGACUAAGAAAUUGU